Molecule: messenger RNA, 4062 nt
Organism: Rotaria sp. Silwood2
Lineage: Eukaryota; Metazoa; Rotifera; Eurotatoria; Philodinida; Philodinidae
Source: the annotation of a GenBank genome assembly
AUGGAAGACAUUGCAAAUGAUAUUGUUGAUAAGUUUAAAAACGAUCCAAGUCCUGAUUUUAAAGCUUUCAUUGUUGAAGUUGUUCAACCGGUGAUGUAUAUGCUGAAACGCCAACAAAGUCUUAAAGAUUUUUUCGAUACCCUUAAAGUUGGGGUAAUAGAAUCGAUGAAUAAACCAUUUGUGAGUCAACGUUUAUUAAUUGACACUAUAAUGAUGAAUUCCAAUCGAUUUCUCGGUCAGCAUUUAAUAUCUCUUCUCAGCAAGCGUAACUCUGUACCAAUGAUACAACCUUCAACUGAUUUAACCAAAAACAAAUAUCGUGCGAUACCUAGCAUAAUCCAUAUAUGGGAUUAUGAGCGACCCAUUUUGCUGUCAUUUGGUAUUGGUCAAUGUAAAGGAAAAUCUACAUUAAUUAAUGCUGUCUUCAGCAGUAACUUUGAAGAAUCCAUGGAAGAUCUAUACUUUUGUGAAACAGUCGACAUUGAUUUCGGCUUUCAUUUCAAUCAACGACGCCCUAUUAAUAUCGCGGAUGCUCAUGGUGAAAUCUCUAUUGACACUCUCAAUGAAAUAUCAAUAUUAUUCAAUGGUUUUCUCAUUCAUGUCGAAUGUAAAUAUUUAUGCUCGAAUCAAGCAAAUGUCAUCAAAUAUCUCACAUCGCUACCAUGUCAAGGCUAUAUUUGGCUACUUAUUCGUGAUUCGAAAACUGACAAUGAUCCAAAACUAAAAUCAUCAGUUGAUACUAUACGCUCUGCUUGUUCUCAUUCUCAAAUCGUUCAUUUAACAGAUGUCACUAACAAAAGUUCGCUUCAAAAUAAGUCACAAAUAAAAAGGCUACGUGAAAGUAUAUUUAGUAAUGCAGCUCAACUUCGAUGCUUUGAUAAAACAUUGAUCCAAGAACAUUUAGAAAAACUAUUGGAUAGCACUGAAAAAGAGAUCAUCAAACAAAAUAAAAUUUUUAUUAACAAUAUUCGAGACGUCUUGAUUACAGGCAAAAUCGAAGAUUAUCCUCUUUAUUCUUCAUUCAUGAAUCGAUUUAUAAACACGAAUGAUCAAUGUGUAUCAUUUGUGAUUGUUCCAACGUUUAUUUCCAAUGUGCAAAAAAUUUGUAAAUUUCUUAUUGACGCUUCAUCAGCUAUAAUUCGCGAGACCGGUGAUUCUUUCUGCAUACCCACCAAUUGGAUAAAUUUUGCCAAUCGAGUCUUUCAAACCAUUAAAAAACAUCCAAAUUUAACCUAUUUUCAAGAUGUUUUCGAACGUAAUCAAUAUAAAGCGAUUCGAGAAGAUAUUCGACAGGACUUUGAUCAAUACUUAUCUCCUGCAAUAGCACGACUGUUAGUUGAAAGAGAAAAACAAAAUAGCCGUGAUCAUAUCAGAGACUCGUUCGAAGCGGAACGUAAUCGUACGCUAGGAAUCCUUGAAGAAAAACUCAAUGAACACUGCAACAAACAUGAAGCAACAGACAGCAUACGUGACCGAUCAUUGCAACUAAUGAAAGUACAAUUAAUUAAUAUUUUUCGAUCGUGGGAAGUGUCAACUGUCAUGAAAUCUGAAAGACUUAAAUAUAAUCAAAUGGUCAUUGAAAUCGAUAAAAACCUUAGAGAAAAAGCAACUACUAGUAGUGUCACUCACAAAAAUCAUCUAAUGGAUCGCGUGGUGGCAAGAAAGAUGUUCGAAGAACCAUUUGACAAUCUACUCGCUGAGAAUAGCAAAGACAAAUUCAAAUCUGAGCUCGUAUGGAAACAGUGCAUUACAUUGGUCUCUCAUCUCUGCGAUGUACUCAUUACUGAUGAUUUGCCAUCAAUGGAUAAUUUACUAGGCUACGUACCUUUUCUCACAAGUCUAGAUCCUGUCACAGAUCAGCCCAUCUCAACACAUGAAUGUCUAUCGAAAAUUCAUACUGAAUGCGCAUCGCGAGCUUCGAACUUAGAACUGUUAGCUUCACGUUCAACCGAUCCAUCUCGAAUCAUUUCUAUCAAAGAUAUAGAACAGACUUAUAUAUUUCUAAAUGGAGAUAAAUUGUCAAAGUUAUUUCUUGAACUUCAAGGACAAGGCAAACAAACAAGAGCAACAGUUAUAAAAGGUUUACGCCAACAAUUUUCAGAAGUCUUUCAAAAGAAUUGGGAAACAAUAGUUAGAAAAUCAAGUUGCUUCGAAAUGUUAACUACUGAUCUAGAAAAAUGCUUAACGUCAGAAAAAGGUGACGAGUUCUCGACUGAAAUUAAAUUUGUCCAGGAGAUUCUAGGAGUGGCCAAUAAGAUUAUUCAAAAUUUUAGCAAUGAAUUAAGUAUUUUUGGUUUCUGUUUAUCAAAACAAUUCUGCAGUUCCUUAUAUAUUUUCACUGUGAUUUCAGCAGCUCUAUAUUAUUACAAUGAACAAAAAACUGAUUUUCUUAAUGUCAUUAACGAUAUCCAAGAAAAUAGGCUAAGAUUAGUAGAAAAAUAUAUUCCAUGGGUGGUCCUUGUGGAAAAUGAUGAUGAAAGUGUUGCUAUGAACUUUAUUAAUGAACUUUCAGUCGUUCUAUACAGUCAGUCAUUUGAACCACAAGCUAAAACUAUUUUUGAAAAUUGCAGAGAUAAUGGAACAAAAAUAAUAUUGCGAUCGUCCAUCAUUAAAGAGCUCGAUGAUGAAGUCGUCAAUACUACAGAUGACUGGCUUACGAAUUACAUUCUUCAUCCACAAAACCUUAUCAUCGAACGAUUUAAGGAAAAAUGGGAAAUGGUGAAAAAAGAAACGAAUGAAGAGCUCAAUAAAAUUGUUGAACAGGUCUCACGAAGGCUAAAUGAAACUUUUCAAUUCAUUAACGCUAUGAACACAGUCUUGGCAGGACAAGGCGGUCAUUUGCUUACUUUUGUUGACGAACUAUUUAAGCCAAAAGAUGAUCAAAACAAAUGUUCAUCAUCUGACAAGAAAUUCUGCAUGGCUAAACUAUUCUAUAAUUAUUUAAUCGGAGAACAAGUGCCCACAGAAAUCACUGUUCGAACUGGUUCGGUCUAUACAAUUGACAGUUCAUGGAAGAAGCUUGUUGAUCAAUUUCCACAGAUAAAUGAAGAGAUAAAGCAAAUUUUUCGUUCGACUGAGCAUAUGUUUGAAACAGCUGCCAUCACUUAUCCUGGCCUUUUCUUAGAUAAGAUUUCUAGUCAACGGAUUGAGAUCGAGUCUAAGAUAAAAAAUAAGACGCAGUUAUUCAUUGACAAGAACUACUUAGGCAUUCGUGGCUUCAUAGAAAAACAAGUGAAAGGAUGCGGAGAAUCAUGUCCAUGUUGCAAACGAAUUUGUGACGUUGAUCAUCAUUUAGAUGUUACUUCGCCUGUUGGUUCCGGAGAGAAUCGGCAUUCUUGUCAGUUCGGUCAUCAGAUUCGUGCAAUGGGUGGCAUGCGUUAUGAAAUCAAUUCUGAAGCAUCAAUGGCAUGGUGUGAAAUUAUAAAAGAUGAAGAUGCGGUGAAUACAGAUAAUAAGCGGGAGAGUUGGGAAACAUUCAAAGAGGCUAAUAAUAAAUGGGACUUUGGUGAUCCGAAGAAACGGGGAACUUUGGAAACGCGCUAUGUAUCCAUUUGGAAACGCAUUGGUAGAAAACUAUGUGUUCAUUUUGGAAAUGGGAUGACGUUUGUCGAAAAGAAUACUCCUCUGCCAAUUAGUCACUUUAUCUUAGUUCUUGAUCAUUCUGGUUCGAUGAAUGAAAGAAACGGUAUUCCAUCGGAAAAGACACCUUGGGAACAUUUGCUUCAAGCUGUUGAAGCAUUUCUUAAGGUUCGUAAAAGGCAAAUCGCUUUUGCUGAUCAUAUCACUGUUAUUGUGUUUGGGAACCGAGCAGAACGGAUUUAUAAUCUUGAGAAACUGAAAAAUAUUGAUGUUGAACGACUGAACAUACCGAACGAAAUAUGUGGUGGAGGUACAUAUUAUUCUGCUGCAUUUCAGAUGGUUAUCAAGACACUCGAAGAAGUAAACAGUCGUCAAGAACGAGAUCGGUUUCGACAAGCACUUAUUUUUAUGACCGAUGGCGAACCUCUAGACAAUUCGACUGCAGAAUUACAGAAACUAUGUGAUUGGAGAAAAGGUUCGUAA